Messenger RNA from Dibothriocephalus latus, 672 nucleotides. Lineage: Eukaryota; Metazoa; Platyhelminthes; Cestoda; Diphyllobothriidea; Diphyllobothriidae. The record is from the annotation of a GenBank genome assembly.
AUGGAUCCAUCAAGUCCUGCAGACAAGAAUGGUAUCAAUUAUUUGCAUAUUUUAUUGUUAGAGCUGGUGUUGUCGGAUAUAGAAUCGAAUGACAAAACACAGAGAGACAGUCCUGCUACGGUGGAUGAUGAACACUCACAUAAAAUGAAUUUACAAUUUGAUGCUUCGAAUAAAUUUCGGACGUAUCGCGAACUUAAAAAGGACUACGAAACUAUAAUUUCAUCUGUUAAGACCGAAGCGCAGAUCAUACAAAGACUAUUUAACGAGUAUGAAACGUCGUCAUCAGAGGAGACUAAAAACAUCGUACUUCAAGACUUGGCUGAGUACCUUCACCAGUUCGACAACGCUGUAGACUUCGCCAACAGCGGAAACCUGUCGAAAUUAGUUCAGGAGUUGCCCGAUGUCCCUUUACCGCGAAAGGUUUACAUUGCCCGAUGCCUCUCUUCAGCACUGCAGGGGUACGUAUGUUGCCGCUCACUUCAACUUAUAAAAACGACAUGGUAUUUUUUCCUUGUUUCAUAUCUGAAUGCACUAAGGACGCAUAGCGCGUUAGGUUCAGACGGUAGUGCCGAAGAUGGCAAGAGAGGUUGUAUUAGACUUCCGAACUCUUGCCUUUCCCCGCCCAAGAAAUGGGUCAGCUCUGUCCAAGGGCGAUUACCGCCGUUUGACUAG